AUGGGGAGCAAGGCCCGACCCGUACCCGAUUCCAGAGCUCAGGCCUUCCUCAAAUCCUCCGAGUCCUUCCUCGACAAGCAGAACUACGAAGAGUGCCGUAAACAUGCUCUUCGAGCUCAGGAAUCCGACCCGGACCACCCGGGCCCCGGCCAGCUCAUCGCCAUAGCAGAUGUGAUAUCCGCCUUCUCCGCCACCAUCAGCAGCGGCGCCGGCGAGGGAUCGAAUAAGAAAUCCGAUUACUACGCGAUCCUCGGCGUUCCUCGCUUCACCGCCGAUCGUCAGCUCAUCAAAUCCAAUUACGAGAAGCUCGCCCUCCUCUUAAACCCUAACGAGAAUCCGUACGAUUUGUCCAAGCAGGCCUACGGCCUCGUCACCAAGGCUUGGCGGGUGCUCUCGGACCCGGACCGGAAAUCCCAGUACGACCAAGAGCUGGAUAUAAAGCUCAACGGUGGGAACGGGUCGGAAUUUCGAACCUUCUGGACGGUGUGUACUUACUGCUAUUAUUUAUAUGAGUAUCCUGAGGAGUACGAAAAGUAUUGCAUCAAGUGUCAGAAUGCCAAGUGUGGAAGAGCUUUUAAUCCGGCGGUCUGCCAGCCGCCGCCGCCGGAAGUGCUUGAUAAGGGCGAGUAUGAUUGCUUAGAGGUUAUGUCGUUUGAGGGUAUAAUAUUCACAAAUGGUGAUUAUGGAAAAGCUCAGAGAAUUGAUUCCAAUGAUGGGAAGUUCGUGGGAAUGAAGAAACAAAAAAUGGCAGCCAAGAGCUCAAAGAAGUUGAUGGGGAAGGGGGUGAGAGUUAAGUUACCAAAAUCUUCAAUGAUAAAAUUCGGAAAGGCAAACAAGCUCUUCGUGUUUGUCCAAUGA
Ipomoea nil (Japanese morning glory) is the source of this 858-nucleotide messenger RNA. RefSeq lists its product as uncharacterized. The record is from RefSeq and is a predicted model, not a curated record. NCBI's taxonomy places the organism in Eukaryota, Viridiplantae, Streptophyta, Magnoliopsida, Solanales, Convolvulaceae. The coding region runs from base 1 to 858 and encodes 285 amino acids. The transcript has 2 exons.